Messenger RNA from Epinephelus lanceolatus (giant grouper), 665 nucleotides. RefSeq names its product transmembrane protein 14Ca (gene tmem14ca). Gene Ontology annotation, biological process: regulation of heme biosynthetic process. The record is from RefSeq and is a predicted model, not a curated record. Gene Ontology annotation, cellular component: mitochondrial membrane. NCBI's taxonomy places the organism in Eukaryota, Metazoa, Chordata, Actinopteri, Perciformes, Serranidae.
CACAUAACCCUGAGUGGAGCCAAAAUGUAACGAGCCCUGAUCACAAACUGACAACAGCUGCUGUGUCACUGCGGGAAACAAUAUCUCUAAUACUACAAUGCUUCUGUAUCUGCUGUUGCCUCAGCUAGUUUUCGUUAACAGCUCCGUGCUGCAGCACCCAGACAGUCCUUUAGAUAUAUUAACAUAUGUGUCCAACAUGUCUGUGGACUGGGUAGGAUAUGGGUACGCAGCCCUCAUUGCAUCCGGGGGAGUCGUUGGUUAUGUGAAAGCAGGCAGCGUCCCCUCCCUGGCAGCCGGUGCUCUCUUCGGUGGCCUGGCAGGUUUGGGAGCCUACCAGAUCUCCAAUGACCCCAAUAACAUUUGGGUGUCCCUCGCUACAUCAGGAGCUCUGACAGGCAUCAUGGGAAAGAGGUUCUACGCAUCCAGGAAGUUAAUGCCAGCUGGCUUGAUGGCUGGAGCAAGUCUCCUGAUGGUGGGGAAGCUCAGUUUGGCGUUGCUCCAGAAACCCCAGAGUACCUGAUGGAGUGAAGAUUCUAAUGUGUACCCAAUCUUCUGUUUAAGGAGCAGCCUGUCAGCACUUGUCAUUCACUGUUAAUGUCAUUUUGUAACAAAAAAAGAAGUGUAUAUUUGAGGAUGAAAUAUAAUACCUUGUUUAUAUAUAGGAA